GUUCUUCAUGAACAUUUCCUGCCUCCUCUGACUCACGUCCAUCUCGCGUUUCCUCUCAGAUGAAGGAGGAGAAUGAGGCUCGAGCCGAUUUAAGAGCACCGACCCGGGGUCAGACGCGAUGGAGCGUGUAGUGGAGCGGUUCGGUUCUGUCGGUUUUGGAUCGGUUCUUCUCGUGUGUCUGGUGUCUGGUGCAUCAGCUCUGCUCCACACAGCCAAUCCACACAGUGUGUGUAAGUCAUGUGACCCUCAGCCGGCGAACUGCAAGUCGAAUCAGUGCAUCGCCAACUGCAGCGUAUCAAAGGUCUGCCCGAGUCCAGAUGACGUCUGCGCCGCCGUCUGGUGGAGGGAGGCUGGAGUUGUGACGGUGGAGACGAAGUGUCAUGACCCGACGCGGCUGCUGAACGGCGUGAUGCUGGACGACUACAGCAGCUCGGACUGUGUGCUGUCGGUCAGAAACAUGAACACCCCUAACCUCCGUCUGUGCGCCUGUACGGGACGAGAGUGCAACGAACGCAUGCUGCUGAACAAACCUGAUGACCAGAUCGCUAUAUUGCCUACAUCAGAAACUAAAGGAGGAUUCAGACUCGCUCAGCUCUGUAGGUUCUGUGACAUUGAAUCCACGGCGUGUAACGCCACCGGCGUCUGCGAAUCCUUGUGCAACAUCUCCUCCAUCUGCGAGAAUCCCAACGAGGUCUGCGUCAGCGCCUGGAGGAGAAAUAAAGGGAACCCCAUCAUCGAGACGGUGUGUCACAAUCCGGCGCGCCCGUUUCACGGUCAGUAUCUGACGGACUACAACAACUCCGUCUGUCUGAUGAAGCAGGUGAAGGGCAUGGAGGAGGAUUUCUACAUCUGCUCCUGCAGUCAGGAAGAGUGCAACGCUCCACUCUUCUUCCCUGACGUGUCAGCUCCUCCAGAAGGCUUUGAGAGGAAUCUCCCGCCGGUGCUGUUGGUCAGUCUGGUUCCUGCGUUGAUCGCUGUCGUCGUUCUCCUCUCGGCCUUCUACUGCUAUCGCCUGUUUCGCCAGCAGAACCUCAAAGUGCCCAAAACCAAAGGCAUCGACAGCGAGACCUGUGCAAUCAUCAUGAGCGACGACGACCGAUCCGACAGCAGCUCGGCCAACGCCAACAGCCUCAACCACAACACCGAGCUGCUCCCCAUCCAGCUGGAUGUUAUAGUCGGGAAAGGCCGCUUCGCUGAAGUCUACAGAGCCAAACUCAAGCAGGGAGCGACGGACGAAUCCUUCCAGAUGGUAGCGGUCAAAAUAUUUCCCUAUGAAGAGUAUGCCUCGUGGAAAACCGAGUGGGAGAUUUUUUCAGACGCUGAGCUUCGGCACGAAAACGUGCUUCAGUUUCUGACCGCCGAGGACCGGAAGGCAGAGCGACGCUAUUGGCUGAUAAUGGCCUAUCACGAGCGAGGGAACCUGCAGGAGUUCCUGACGCAGCACGUGAUUGGCUGGGACGAGCUGUGCCGAUUGGGUGGAUCUCUGGCGAGGGGCGUGGCUCAUCUCCAUGCCGACCGGACGCCAUGCGGACGCGCUAAAGUGGCCAUCGUGCACCGCGACCUGAAGAGCGUGAAUGUGCUGGUAAAGUCGGACCUCAGCUGCUGCCUGUGUGACUUCGGUCUCAGUCUGAGACUCCAUAACUCCAUGUCUCCUGAAGAACUGGCCAACAGCGGACAGGUGGGAACGGCCAGAUAUAUGGCUCCUGAGGUGCUGGAGUCCAGGCUAGACCUGGAGAACAUCGAGUCCUUCAAACAGGCUGACGUUUACUCCAUGGCCCUGGUUCUGUGGGAAAUCACGUCCAGAUGCAGCGCUAACGGAGAUGUGCGGGAAUACGAGCCUCCGUUCGGGAAGCUGAAGGAUCAUCUGUGUGUGGAGAGCAUGAAGGACGACGUCAUCAGAGACCGACUGAGACCCGAGAUACCGGCCAGCUGGACUAACCACACGGGUGUUCAUCUGCUGAGCUCCACUAUAGAGGAGUGCUGGGAUCACGACCCCGAGGCGCGUGUGACGGCGCAGUGUGUCGUGGAGAGAUUCAGUGAAAUCAGCAGCGCUGUGAUCUCGCCCCUCAGCGCCGACACCAAGAGCGCACAGGAUUCUGGGAACGAUGAGAAGGAGAUCUGAACCGCAGACACCCGUCUGUCCAAUCAGCUGAUGAAGACUGUUUAAGACAAACAUGUGACAUUUGCACAUUACAGGAUCAGCUAAACACACCACAUCCAUGCAUGCGUACAGCACAGGUGACGUUUAUUUAGCUAUGAACUCAUACUCCAUAUCCAGAGCGCGUGUAUGACGCCAGCCGCUCGUUAGCAAUCAUUAUAAGCUUCAGGGAAAAUCUGCUUCGCUGACGUGAAACAGUCAAACACAGAGGAACGGGGGUCCUGACGCAAAGGAUUCUGGGACGUGUGAACUCGUACCAAGAAAAUCCAAGAGACCCUUUGUGAACUUACAGUAUUAUAAAGCCACAAGAUGAUUAUGAGCGAUAAACCAGAUCAAAUCCAGCUGGUUUAAGUGUUUAUUAAAGAAAAAUAUAUAAAAUAGCUAGUG
This is a messenger RNA of Sinocyclocheilus grahami, 2545 nucleotides long. RefSeq names its product transforming growth factor beta receptor 2a (gene tgfbr2a). The record is from RefSeq and is a predicted model, not a curated record. Gene Ontology annotation, molecular function: metal ion binding; ATP binding; transforming growth factor beta receptor activity, type II. Bases 119 to 2122 code for a protein of 667 amino acids. Lineage: Eukaryota; Metazoa; Chordata; Actinopteri; Cypriniformes; Cyprinidae. Gene Ontology annotation, biological process: protein phosphorylation; cellular response to growth factor stimulus; cell surface receptor protein serine/threonine kinase signaling pathway. Gene Ontology annotation, cellular component: signaling receptor complex; plasma membrane. The transcript has 9 exons.